Messenger RNA from Symbiodinium pilosum, 432 nucleotides. The record is from the annotation of a GenBank genome assembly. NCBI's taxonomy places the organism in Eukaryota, Dinophyceae, Suessiales, Symbiodiniaceae.
AUGAUCAAGAUCUUCGGCGUUGGCCGCGGCAAGCGCGCGGAGGAGUCGAAAGAUGGCGACGACGCAGAGGCUCCUGCCGCAAAGAAAAAGCAACCAGGUGAAAUUCGAAUGCAAAAGGAGUUGGACGAGAUGGAACUGCCCCCACAGUGCCAUAUUAAUUUUCCGGACAAGAACAACCUCAUGCACUUCCAGAUGCAAAUCUCACCAGACGAAGGGUUUUGGAAAGGGGCAAGCUACACCUUCGUCUUCAACGUUGCGCCGCUGUACCCGCAUGAGGCCCCAAAGGUAAAGUGUCAUGAGCUCAGUCGUGCGCUGACAGAGCUGAGAGUCUGUCGCGGGCACGCUUCAGCUUUCGCUGCGUUGCGUGACGUUCAAGAAAGGAAGAAAGGACGUCUUGCCCAGGCGUGUUGUGUUGCACGCGAGCCGGUAUGA